Messenger RNA from Octopus bimaculoides (California two-spot octopus), 1068 nucleotides. RefSeq names its product charged multivesicular body protein 1B2. NCBI's taxonomy places the organism in Eukaryota, Metazoa, Mollusca, Cephalopoda, Octopoda, Octopodidae. The record is from RefSeq and is a predicted model, not a curated record. Gene Ontology annotation, biological process: vacuolar transport.
GGUGGCUCAAAAUAAUUUUCUAGCUCUGCCAUUACGUCAGUAACUCGAGUUGAUUAGUCAAGAAGUAAAGGUUGUUCAUUAAUACUCUUCGAAAAUAUUAUUUUUGAUCCAUAAUAUUUUACCUUUCACGAUGUCGAACAUGGAAAAGCAUUUGUUUAACCUGAAAUUUGCUGCCAAGAAUUUGGAGAGGUCAGCAAAGAAAAGUGAAAAAUCCGAAAAAGAAGAAAAACUAAAGUUAAAAAAAGCAAUUCAGAAAGGGAACUCUGAAGGUGCAAAAAUUCAUGCUGAGAAUGCUAUCAGAGAGAAAAAUCAAGCUUUGAACUACAGAAGAAUGAGUGCUCGGAUAGAUGCAGUUUCAGCUAGAGUACAAACAGCAAUAACAACCAAAAGGGUCACUCAGUCUAUGGGAGGUGUUGUGAAAUCUAUGGAAUCAGCUAUGAAAUCUAUGAAUUUGGAGAAGGUUGCUACAUUAAUGGAUCGAUUUGAGAAAGAAUUUGAAAACCUUGAUGUACAGUCUCAAGUAAUGGAAGGUACAAUGAGCAACACAUCAACUUUAACAGCACCACAAAAUGAAGUGGAUCAACUAAUGAUGCAGGUUGCAGAUGAAGCUGGAUUGGAAUUAAAUAUGAAUCUUCCCUCUGCCCGAGACUCUGCUCUCAGUUCUGCCACAGCUGCCACAAAUUCAACACAGGAACAGGAUGAACUUAGCCAACGGUUAGCUCGAUUGCGACAAAUGUGAAAUGGAUUUAUGUCGUCUCCUUAUAUUACGCCACAUUCAUUAUCAAUUUUAGCUAGUGAUAUUAACUACUUUUGAACAAUCUGAUCAAUCUCUUUUGCUCUUUCUGUUUAUUUUGUAAAAUUUUAUAAAUAUUCAUAAAUAUGACUGCAUCAUUGUACACAGACACACACAAACACACAAUAAAUAACAGUAAAAGAAAUUAUGAAUAACUUGUCACUAGUUUAAUUAUAUUUUUAAUUCAAUAUUUUAAAUCAGGAAUUCAGCAUGUAUUCAUGAUAAAUAAAGUUGAAAUUUGAUUAAAUAUGAUAAUCAAAAUUAUAUUAUGAACA